Messenger RNA from Topomyia yanbarensis, 6049 nucleotides. RefSeq names its product attractin (gene dsd). Lineage: Eukaryota; Metazoa; Arthropoda; Insecta; Diptera; Culicidae. Gene Ontology annotation, molecular function: protein binding. The transcript is spliced from 6 exons. The record is from RefSeq and is a predicted model, not a curated record. Gene Ontology annotation, cellular component: Golgi apparatus. The coding region runs from base 375 to 4271 and encodes 1298 amino acids.
CAUCAGCUAGCAGUAGUAGAAGUUGGAAGGAGCCUGUGGAAAAAGUGUGUAAUCGUGAUCUAGAUUUAAAUUAUUUUUGCAUUUGGUCAUGAAAAUAUCCACUGUAGGUGUGAUGUGAUCAGAAAACUCUAUCCCACGGUUCUGAAAAUCCAUUGGUCAGUGAACGAAAAGACAGAGAAAAUGCUCUGCGCUGGAAAAUCUGGAGCGAAAUCUGCUCGCUGAUAUUUUUUCCUUCCGUCAAGCUGUAAAGUGAAAAGCUGCUGUCUGGUGAUUUUUUUUUAUUUGUUUCUGGUCAUCGGGUGGAGGGGAACUGCAGGGAAAAUCUUGCAUUUUCGCGAUUGUGUGUGAUCCUGUUGACGAAACAUACCCAGAAGAUGUUCCAGAUCUUCAAGUGCGAGUGGAAGCACCAACAAAGCAAAUGUCCGCUACUGCUAGGGAGUGUUCUGCUGCGACUCUCGCUAGCCCUGGUGCUGAUUCAGUUUUGUAUGCUGACAGCGGCAGGCGGAAUCAACUCCGGGCUGGCCACCGGGAACACAUCGUUCGGGGGCAAAUGUUCCGAAAUCCGAUGUAUGAACGGUGGCAGCUGUAAGAAUGGAACCUGCGUUUGUCCGGAUGGAUGGCAGGGCUCCGAGUGCCAGUUUUGUGGCGGAAAAGUUAGGUUGACUGACCCGUCCGGGAGUAUUCACGACGGGCUGGGCAACUACUCGAUCGGAGUCAAGUGCAGUUGGCUGAUCGAUGCCCGAGAUCACAAUAGCAUCGCGGAUAAGCUGUCACCGGUGGGUAGCGGGAAACCGUCGGUGAUCCGGUUGCACCUGGAGGAGUUCGCGACCGAGUGCGGAUGGGAUCAUCUGUACGUGUACGAUGGGGACAGCGUGGAGUCGCCGCUGUUGGCGGUAUUCAGUGGACUGAUGUAUCGGAAGAAUUUUAGCAUCCGAAGGGUGCCGGAAGUGUUUGCGCACAGCGGAUCGGCGCUGUUACAUUUCUUCAGUGACGAUGCGUACAACAUGUCUGGUUUUAACAUAAGUUAUCAGGUUAACGCGUGCCCCACAGUUGACACGGCGCUCAACUGCUCUGGCCACGGGGUGUGCGUCUACGGGGAGUGCAACUGUGAUCCGGGCUGGAAUGGACCGGCUUGUAGUGUACCUCGUUGUCCGAACAAUUGUUCGGCGCAUUUGGGCAGAGGUGCUUGUAAUGUAAUCCAACAGCGGUGCAUCUGUGCUAAGGGGUAUGAUGGGAAUGAUUGUUCGCAGGUGAGAUCGCACGGUGUUUGGACAACAAUCGAUUCGGAAGAUACGAUUGGGUUCGCACCACCAGGUAGUGCAUCACAUGGAGCAGCCGUGUUUCGGGAUACAUUCUACAUAAUUGCUGGUGAAAGUUAUGGAAAGGCAAAAUCCCAGAUGUAUAUGUACGACUUUAACGGAAAGGUUUGGGAAACGGCCCAUACGGACUCGAAGACAACACCAGAUUUACGGUAUGGAGCUUCGACGGUGAUGUAUGGUGAUAAAAUAUUUCUGUACGGAGGUGUGGUAGAAGAAAAAGGAGUGUGCGGUGAGUUGUGGGCUUUUGACGUGAGCGCAAAGAUUUGGGAGAAUAUCACGGUUAAGGCAGAUCAGUGCAAUGAAACGUACGCUAUGUGUGGUCCUUUAAAAUCCGCAGGACAUACGGCUACCUUGAUAUCUAACUUUGAAGCGGGAAAGAAAGGUCACUCUCAAAGAAUGGUGGUCAUCUUUGGUCAUUCUCCUCAGUUUGGCUACCUAAACACGGUGCAGGAAUACAACUUCGGUACUCGUGAGUGGAAAAUAGUUAAAACAAAAGGAUACCCAGUAAAAGGUGGGUACGGACACUCUGCUGCCUAUGAUCCGCUUAAGGAGCGAAUAUAUGUCUAUGGUGGGAUUGUUUCGGAAAGCGAUAGCACACAACUGUUGAGCAAUAAAUUGUACAGCUACGAACCGCACAGUCGAGUCUGGACAUUAGAGGCAGCAGCUCCGACUGCCAGAUUUUUGCACACCGCCAGCUUCAUAAGCCCCGGUUUGAUGAUGGUUUUCGGAGGUAACACUCACAACGACACUUCCCAUAGCUUCGGAGCCAAGUGCUACAGCAAAGAUCUAAUGGUGUACGAUAUUCUGUGCGAUUCGUGGCAUAUCCAACAAAUGCCCCAAGAUCUGCGGGCAGAUUUAGCUCGCUUUGGACAUUCUGCUAUUCUAUUCGAAGAAUCUCUUUAUAUCUACGGUGGAUUUGAUGGACAAAUGAUUAACGAUAUGUUGAAAUACACGCCUGGAAACUGCAGAGCAAUGAACCGGUCGGAUCAAUGUCUACACAGCCGACCAGGUUACAAAUGCAUCUGGGAUAUUCAGAAGAGCAAAUGCGUUCCCAUUUUGGACGUCGAUAAAGGGGCGCUGUUUAGUAGGGACCAAAUCAACUACGAGUUUUGUCCUCAAGAGAGUAGGCUGGUUAUGACACGACAGGCCCUACAAGACUAUGAACUGUGUAAUCAGUUGAACAGCUGCCAGAGUUGUGUGUCCACUUCGUACGGCUGCAUGUUCUGCGGGAUGGGUAGUGGGAAGGGCAUUUGUGCGAAAGAGAAGUGCCCAGAUGUGUCUUACACCUUCAGGGCAGAUUUUUAUCCGACUCGUAAACUGAAAGAUUGUCCGGAAAAUGACGAAAAGUUUUGUGAGCAACUGCACGGAUGUCACGCAUGUUCGGCGUACAAAUUUUGUCAUUGGGAUUACGAGCAUAGCAAAUGUCACUACGUGGGGAAUAAGACUGGUAGUAGUGAGAUUUUGAAUGAUGCGCUGCCAUGUCCACCGGCAUGUUCAGUGCUGACGACUUGCGGUAACUGUACACAGGAAGAGUGUAUCUGGUGUCAGAACGAACAACGGUGUGUAGACAAGAAUGCUUACACUGCAAGCUUCCCCUACGGACAAUGUCGCGAAUGGACAACUGGUUCUAACAAAUGUCGAGCCGCGAGCUCUGGCAAAAGCCAAUGUGGAUUUUACAAGACAUGUGCUCAGUGUCGAGAUGAUCCAGCCUGUGGUUGGUGCGACGACGGUUCGAUGACGGGUCUGGGACGUUGUCUUCCCGGGGGAGAUAGUGGAGCUCACGAAGAAAUGGAAUGUCCAGCAACUAGGUGGCACUUUACCCAUUGUCCCAGCUGUCAAUGUAACGGUCACAGUACUUGUCCGGACUCUAAAACCUGUAAACAACCCUGUAAGGAUCCAAUGAUUGGACAGAAUUGCGAAAAAUGCAAGCCAGGCUUUUGGGGUAACCCUGUGAAUGGAGGCACUUGCCAGAAAUGUGAUUGCAAUGGUCAAGCACAGUACUGCCACAGCGAAACGGGUAAAUGCUUUUGCAGCACUAAGGGACUUGCUGGGGAUCACUGCGAAAAGUGUGACGCCACCAACCAUUAUCACGGUGACCCAAGCCGCGGUUCUUGCUACUAUGAUCUCACCAUCGACUACCAGUUCACGUUCAAUCUAUCCAAGAAGGAAGACCGUCACUUCACACAAAUUAAUUUCCGAAACUCUCCAAUUAAAUCGGACAUUGAUGCUGAUUUUAGCAUAACGUGCUCGGUGGCAUCAAAGAUGAACAUCACAAUCCGGACGGCAGGUGGUCCGGAGAAGCCUCUGUUUUCUGCUGUCAACUGUUCCACUUUCCGGUACCGAUUUUCCAAAGCGGAACAUCAUUUUGGCAUCGAGGACAACGUCACACUCACCACGUUCUACGUAUAUGUGUACGACUUCCAACCACCGCUGUGGAUCCAGAUUGCAUUCUCGCAGUAUCCAAAGCUGAAUCUGCAGCAAUUCUUCAUAACGUUUUCAACAUGCUUCCUGCUACUACUGUUGAUGGCGGCCAUCUUGUGGAAAAUCAAGCAACGGUACGACAUGUUCCGUCGGCGGCAGCGAUUGUUUGUCGAGAUGGAACAGAUGGCAUCGAGACCGUUUUCUCAGGUUCUCGUUGAGAUUGAAAGCAAAGAAUACAAUGAGCUGUCGCCGGCCGUAGAGAAUAUUACUAGUGCUCCUAGGAAACGAAAAAAGGAUUCACCAAGUCCAAUCGCACUGGAGCCUUGUGAAGGUAACAGGGCGGCAGUGCUCUCGCUUCUAGUCCGGCUGCCGACAGGUGGCCUCCAACACGCUCCUCCUGGUCAAUCGGCAGGUCUUGCCGUAGCAAGUGCAUUAGUAACGUUAGGUAACCCGCGACGGCCAUCGAUAGAGCAUCCGAAGGAACCUAAGAGUAAACGUAAGCAGAGCCAACAUCCCGAUAGUUGUAUAUAGAGACGGUAAGCAGACAAAAUAUUAUACAAUGCUGCAAAAAGAAGGGUAAAGAGCGAGAGAGAAAUCAAACAUCAGAAGCAAGUAACUAUUAAUUAAUUAUAAAUACCUAAACAAAUCAACAUUGUAAACGACUUUGAUGAUCACUAACUACGAUAGGGUAAAGGACGGAACAGUUGGAGAAGAAACCAGAAACGCAGUAGAAUAUGUAAGUUUCAAAACGGUGUUAUUGUGGAUAGGCUAUCGUAUUUUAGGAGGCGCUACCGAUCUCUACGAUAGAAGGAAUCAAACUGCAGGAAUGGUAGUUUUCGUUUUGUAAUGGGUAACGUAAUUUAAUUUUACACACUAACUGUUUGUGAAUAGUAGGAUAUAAAGGGAGUACGGAAAAGCAAUUUCACUGAUAGUCUUUCCCUUUGUGAGGGAAUACCGGCUAAAUUGAGGGAAUAUCAUUCGCGUUUUUUUUUCGUGUCGAAUUAUAGUAAGUUCUCGAUUACUUGAAAUUUAAUCUGCAGCAUAAUUAUUUCUGACUUUGUUCGUACUAUUGUUAUCAUUGUUUUGUUUCUACAUUUUAGAAAGCUAUCAAGGUUUCCCGUGACUACCACGGUUUACAAAACUGAAAAACAAAUACGUCUUUCUUUGUAUUCGAUUGAAAAGUGCUCUGCUGGGUUACUAUGUAUCACUACUAAUAAUAACAUUAAGUUAUCUUCGCGUUUGCUAUUUCAACAAUUAACGUGUGUUCAACCUACAAACCUAAACGUAUAGAACUGAUGGUAAGACUUUUGUUUCUGCUUUAGUAUCAUGAGUUACACAUAGUUUGCGCAAAUAUUUCCAACUGCAUUUUUCUACCACGCGAUAUAGCAAAAAUAAGUCACUUGUGGGCAGGUACAAAAUACUCAACGUUCCGUAAACCUACUAUAUUUUUUGAUAUCCUGUCAAAGUCUUCAACUUGCUAACAAAAAUUCUACUUCCAUUGUUGGUGUUACGAAAGUACCGUAUGAUGGCAUUUGUAAAGCUUAUCAACUUUUCGGUUCAAACGAAAUUUAAAUUUAAAUCUUCGAAAUAACCCCGGUAAGUCCAACCGGAAAAUGAGCCGGAGUUCUGGCUGGAGCCAGCCAGAAUGCCGACACAUAUUCCGGUUAGACUUACUGAGAAUGGAUGUCCACGGCCUUCGCCAGCAGAAGGAGAAAGGGAGAGAGAGAGAAAGGAAACAAAGGAGAAAGUGAACAACGCCUCAGCAAAUGCGGUUUUGGAUUUAAAUGUGAUGAUUAGAUAUUAGUAUUACACUCAAAUAAAUGCGGCUGCAUAGAAAGCAGCAGCUUAAAAACAGGAAAAAGUUAUUGCCUCGUACAAAGGCUUUUUGUAAAUUGGCCUCGGAUGUCUAUAACCAAAUGGUUUUACGAAGAAUUCCAAAACGGAUACGAUGUGCUUGCUGAAUAGGUGAAAUGGCAGGGUAAGAAGAGCAAUGAAAUGGAAAAUCAAACUACAGCAUCACAAUACUAUUAUAAUUAUAGAACCUUCAACACAUGGAAAUACAAUUGUUCAGUGGCAAGGCAUUGAGAAAUACAUAGCUCGUAGGUAGCUCAUGGAUAAGAUACGUCUGAAGCUUGGAUCGUAAGGUCCAGACUCAUUUGCGGCUUCCGGGAAUCCGCAAAUGGUGUGUGAAAGUAGAUCACCGGUAGAAUUUGUAAAAACAGGAAAGUAAUUUGAUGAAAAACACACACAGUGAGAAAAAAGUAUUUUAUGGCAUUUGUUGCAAUAAUAAAAACUGACGAAAUCAGAAA